Peronospora belbahrii is the source of this 963-nucleotide messenger RNA. The record is from the annotation of a GenBank genome assembly. NCBI's taxonomy places the organism in Eukaryota, Oomycota, Peronosporomycetes, Peronosporales, Peronosporaceae.
AUGUGUCAUAAGCUGCAAUUAGGCUCUUUAGUGGAGUGCGUAGGAACUAUCAAGGAAGUAUCACCACCGUCGGAAAGAAUAUACACACGACGAUGGCUGAAUGCAUUGCAUAUUUACGAAAUACACGAUCGCAACGUAGAAACGCUAAGGAUGCUUGAAGUUAUUUAUCUGUACAAAACUGACUACGCUGUCCAAGGCUCUUCACCACCUGGUAAUUUUGAGCUGCUUGCUUUUCCUCCGAUAACCGAGAGCAGCACUACAUUGAUGACAGAAAUGGAUUCAGAGGUUACAAAACAUCGUGUGAAUGGUCAUCAGUCUAAUGAAUCUGGAGCCUCUUCAACUCUUAUUGAGAAGCCAUGGGAACGGCAACGUGUCGGUGAUCUUCAUCUGGAUGUUGGCAUACCUCCUGCAGACUACCACUUUGCGGUGCCUGAACAAGAUCAAGUAUCGAUCGAACAGGGACAAAAGUCGCUUGAAAUUCGAUUGAACGUUGCUCCUUACUCCAUCAUUCACGUGAACGACCGGAUUACCGUCAAUGACAAAACGCCAACCGUUGUUGUAGCGGUUCGCAAAUAUUCUAGACUGCAAUCCGUUUUGGAAGCUGAAAACAUGAAUGCACUGCUUCCACAAUGUUCCUUCUUAAAAGCAGGGACUGUGGACGCGACAGCUGCUGCGGAACGUCAUUAUCGCCAGUUCUUUAGUGCUGAAGAGGAAAAGCGCUACGGUCUUGUGGUAUUUCAACUAGCUGUUCCGCUUUUGAGUUUUUCUGCACCAAAAUCGCAGGAAGCGUGGAGCUCAUUGGUUCUUCAGCAAUUGGAGGCAAGAAACGAUGUUGGAUGCUCUGUAGCAGACCUCCGUUUUGCCUUUCCCACUCUGCCAGUUGAUCAGAUCAUGGAUAUUCUUGCAAAUUUGCAAUUUGACGCUUUGGUUGUCCAGGUGAGCGAUAAGUACCGUCUCGUGUGA